Molecule: messenger RNA, 1351 nt
Organism: Cuscuta campestris
Lineage: Eukaryota; Viridiplantae; Streptophyta; Magnoliopsida; Solanales; Convolvulaceae
Source: the annotation of a GenBank genome assembly
GGUAUAUUAUUUUAGAUAAGGUGUGACUACACACAAAAAAUCAAAAAAUCACUUCUCACGCUCACUCAUCACUUCUCACGUACACAGACGCACAAAACGUGUGUUUUACAAUGGAAUCAAAAAAUUUCUUCUGGUUCUUCCAAAUUUUUAUACGGAGUAGUUUUUCGUCACUUGGCGUGUUUAAGCAUAUGUUUUGAGGAGCGUAUUGACAAGAAAUUAUCUGUGUUGUUAAAUCAGAUUGCUUCGAUUAAUAGAUUCUGGGUGUGAACUCAAGAUGAUAGAUUCAGCAGAGGAUUUAAGCAAAAAGCACAUGAACCGCAAGGUUGACAGUAAUGAGGAUAGUGAAAUUUCAAGGUUGGUUGUAACUGAUGACGAAGUAAGAACAACCAGAGCUGAUAUUUUUCAAUCACCGGCAGAAACCAGAAAAAUAGACCUCGUAUGGCUAUUGAAGACUUUAAUGUGGUGUUCUAUAUGUGUCAUCAUUAUUUUAAUCUUCGUAAAGUGGGGAGUUCCUUUCCUAUUCAAGAAGGUUCUUAUCCCAAUCUUACAAUGGGAAGCCACUGCAUUUGGUCGUCCAGUUCUUGCACUUGUGCUUGUGGCUUCUUUGGCACUGUUCCCAGUUUUUCUAAUUCCUUCUGGACCUUCCAUGUGGCUAGCUGGAAUGAUCUUUGGAUAUGGUAUUGGUUUUGUUAUCAUCAUGGUAGGAACAAGCAUUGGUAUGGUCCUUCCAUUCUUAGUUGCCUUGUUCUUCCGUGAUCGGAUCCAUCAAUGGUUAAAAAGAUGGCCUAAGCAAGCUGCUAUGGUUAGAUUGGCUGGUGAAGGAAGCUGGUUCCAUCAGUUCCGAGUUGUUGUUCUGUUCCGGAUUUCACCUUUUCCGUAUACACUCUUCAAUUAUGCGGUAGUGGUUACAAACAUGAGAUUUUGGCCUUAUUUCUGUGGAUCGAUUGCUGGAAUGAUCCCUGAAUCUUUUGUCUACAUCUACAGUGGUCGGCUAAUAAGGACGUUUGCAGAUGUGAAAUAUGGGAACCAUGACCUGACUAAUGUGGAGAUACUCUACAAUGUCACUUCAUUAAUUAUCGCCAUUAUCAUCAUAGUCAUAUUCACUGCAUACGCCAAAAGAACAUUGAACAAUCUUCAACUGUCUGAGAGAAAUGGUGAUGGCCCCACUCCUGGCAAUGAUAAUAAACCUGAGACGGAACAACUCCCCAAUGGAAAACCCAUUCACUCAAGCCUUUCUGUUACCAUCCAGUAGUGGUAGUACUGUAGUAGACUACCAACUGUUAAUUUUACCUUAAAUGAUUUGUAAUUAGAAAUGUGAACAAACAAAAAUGAAUAAUUAAUACACUGUUUU